AUGGCGGCGCAAGGCAACGACAGCGCCGAGGCGGAGGCGGUGGAGGCCGAGGCGGAGGCGGUAGAGGCCGAGGCGGUAGAGGCCGAGGCGGUAGAGGCCGAGGCCCAGGCCCGGGGCAGCGGGGAGCCGCUGACUGUAGCAGUAAACCGGCACCACUGGCCGUGGGGCGACGGGGCGGAGCAAGACUGGCGUGUUUCCGGCCAGCUCAGCAGGCUCCUGCCGCAUUUGCUGGAAGCGCAGUCACUCCUCGGGCAGCCGCUGUACCUGCCCCGCGGGGCCUUCGCCAGCGCCGCGCCGAGCGACGCCAACAGCCGGCAGUCGCCGCCGGGCUCCGACGGGGACGACACAGACAGCUGCGAGGACUGCGAGGAGCCGCGCUCCGCCGCCAUGCUGCACGUCUUCCGCUCCAUCCCCACGCAGAUGGAUUACAAGGGCCAAAAAUUAGCAGAACAGAUUUUUCAAGGAAUCAUUCUUGUCUCUGCGAUAAUUGGUUUCAUCUAUGGAUACAUCACCGAACAAUUUGGGUGGACUGUCUACAUAGUUAUGGCUGGGUUUCUUUUAUCAUGUUUGCUAACCCUCCCCCCGUGGCCUAUGUACCGCCGCAACCCUCUCCAGUGGCUCCCUGUCCAAGAGUCGGGAGCAGAAGACAAGAAGUCAGCAGACAGAAAGCCAAAGAGACAUGCUAAAAGCUAAAAACAAUGUGGUUCUUCCUGCUGUUACUUCAUUGAAUUUUGUUAAAUGCAUUUCCACUGGGAGAUA
This is a messenger RNA of Columba livia (rock pigeon), 759 nucleotides long. RefSeq names its product signal peptidase complex subunit 1 (gene SPCS1). Gene Ontology annotation, cellular component: endoplasmic reticulum membrane; signal peptidase complex. Gene Ontology annotation, biological process: protein targeting to ER. The record is from RefSeq and is a predicted model, not a curated record. The transcript is spliced from 4 exons. Lineage: Eukaryota; Metazoa; Chordata; Aves; Columbiformes; Columbidae. Bases 1 to 693 code for a protein of 230 amino acids.